This is a messenger RNA of Didymella exigua CBS 183.55, 1302 nucleotides long. RefSeq names its product glycoside hydrolase family 64 protein. Lineage: Eukaryota; Fungi; Ascomycota; Dothideomycetes; Pleosporales; Didymellaceae. The record is from RefSeq and is a predicted model, not a curated record. The transcript is spliced from 2 exons. The coding region runs from base 1 to 1302 and encodes 433 amino acids.
AUGCCAGACUCACUGCAAGUAGCCCUGAAGAACGACUCUGACUCGGAGAACAUCCAUGCCUACGUUGUAAGUAUAGCCAUCAAGCACGACGGCAAGCGCUGCCUUCUCAAAGCCAACGGCAAGGAUCUAUACUUCCCUACUGAGGUGAAGGACAUUGGCUCCUCUCUGCAAGAAGACUGCGCUAUUCCACUUGGCGCACCGGGCAACACAACAAACAUCACCAUCCCUCAAAUCGCUGGUGGAAGGAUAUGGAUUGUAGACGGGAAGCUCACAUUUCUGCUGAACCCUGGAGGGCCUGCGUUGGUCGAGCCAAGUGUGCUGAAUCCCAGUGAUCCUAAUCACGGAGUGAGCUUUGGAUUUGCAGAGUUCACGCUCAACGACGCACAACUAUACGCCAACAUUUCGUAUGUCGACUUUGUCCCCAAGAUACCCAUCGCCAUCAGCCUGCAGCAACAUAGCGGCGAGGAGCAACGUGUCGCCGGCAUGCGCCCCGACGGUCUCGACCGCAUGGCCGAUUCUCUGCGCGAGCAAGCUCAGAAAGACGGCCGCCCGUGGGACAAACUUGUCGUGAAUGAAAACGGUCAGAACCUUAGGAUCCUGAACGCCACCCACGGCGGCGCAGUCGGCGCCGACUUCUCCGGCUACUUUGAGCCUCUCGUCGACCAAGCCUGGGACAAGUACGCCAACUGCAAAUGCCGCGUCAACACCCAAGCCGGGCCCGGCGUGCUCGAGGGCCACAUCACAUCAGCGGGCAAGCUCAAGAUUGGCGACGAGGAGUUCGAAAAGCCCAACACUGCGGACAUCCUCGGGUGUAACUCGGGGCCCUUCACGACUGGCCAGUCACCUGCUCGCAAUGCCAUUAUCCCACGCCUGGCGGCGGCGUUUGUGCGCAGCAGCAUCACAGAGACGCAGGACCAUCCAAGCCAGCCGCAUACGUUCUACAACCGCGAUCCAACGAACCACUACGCGAGGCUGGUGCACGAGCACAACGUCGACAACAAGGGCUACGCGUUCGCAUACGACGACGUGCAGCCCGACUCGGGCGACGAUCAAUCCGGCAAGGUGAAUGCUGGCGACCCGAAGCUCUUCAUCGUCAGCGUGGGAGGUAAGAGUGCAGGGCAGGGUGCACCCGCGCCCGCGCCCGCACCACCGCAACACGAACAGCAGCAGCAGCAGCCUCAGCAGAGUGCAAAUCCACCCCCGCCGCCUCCGGCUGGUGCAGCGCCGGCGGAGAAGAAGGGCUUUGGGGAUCGAUUGUUCGAUCGCGCCAAGGGCAAGGCAAAGGGCUUUCUGCAGCGUUAG